Nematostella vectensis (starlet sea anemone) is the source of this 4251-nucleotide messenger RNA. Its product is annotated as aristaless-related homeobox protein. Gene Ontology annotation, biological process: regulation of transcription by RNA polymerase II. Gene Ontology annotation, molecular function: RNA polymerase II transcription regulatory region sequence-specific DNA binding; DNA-binding transcription factor activity, RNA polymerase II-specific. NCBI's taxonomy places the organism in Eukaryota, Metazoa, Cnidaria, Anthozoa, Actiniaria, Edwardsiidae. The coding region runs from base 2702 to 3628 and encodes 308 amino acids. The transcript has 4 exons. The record is from RefSeq and is a predicted model, not a curated record.
AAAAAUGUCAAAUUCUUGUUUAUUUUCGAUCGAUCGUCUUUGGCUAGAUUUUGAAAGCUCACAGCUCGUUGAGGUCAAAGAGCUGCCAGGCGUGAAGCGGGCUGAUACUCGAAAAUUAUUUUUUUAACGCCGACUCUCACUACUUCGCACCCUCGCCCCAGUGCACCUUGACCUUUGGCGUAUCACAGGAUUCCCAAUAUUCGAAAACAAAACAUUUCAGACCAACUUUAUUAAGCGAUCCACGCCAAUAAUUAUUUGGCUUAUAAGCCUUCUCACCCCAUAGCAUAGAGAUCUCUAGCGUUUUUUUUUUAUUAGCCAAUAGUAUGGCGGCUUUUAUUACAGCCACCUAAAACGGUGAUCUACAGCCAAUGGUGUGGCGACUUCUGUUAUACCCCCUCUCCCAACCAAUGAGAUUCAGCUUAUAAAGGUUCAUAAUUCCCUCUCAAGCCAAUGAGAUGCCACCUUCCUAAUAAAGAUAUUUUGACAAUAGUUAGUCGGCUUCUUGAAAGAUUGUUUUACAAAAGAGGACAAAAGGUUGAUUUCCGAAACAUGUUGUUUAUGGGAAUACCUAUCUCAUUGAGUUCUUUGCCAUGGAUACUUAAUUUCACCGGUAGCAACACCUGAUUUAGUGUGUGAGAUAAAACCGCAAUUGUAAUUUUGUUUUGUCUGAUCUGCUUGCCCGGGGGACGGAAUAAACAGUUAUUUUUUUAAAUUGGUAUCGAGUCAAAUAUAUUUCACCUGUUUCUGCUAAAAACAAUAUUCUAUAAGUUACUUUGAAAAGAAAAACGAAGAUCGAUAUAUUUAAUUGAAUUUCAUUUGCUUAUGGCUUCAAACCAAAUUACCAAAAACUUUGAAAAUACGAGGCUGCAAUCACGCAAAUGUUUUUUUAUUAAGGUUGUUGUUAGUUUAAAAACCCGUUUAGUACAAGUGGCGAAAUGUCGCUGGGCAGUGAACAAAUAAUUGCUUUAAUGUUUAAUAAUUUCUUAAUUUGCCUUUCAAUAACAAACAAAGAACCUUUGAGCCCUCAAAUGGCUAUUUCCUUUUAGAUAUAUUUACGAUUUAUAACAAUUCUGCAGUCAAAUAAAGCAUUUUUCUUAUGAGUUAAAGGUUGGAAAAAAAGUCAGCGGUGUCUAUGGCCAACCCUCCAAAGUGUUUUACAAUCCGCCAUGAUGGAUACCUAAUUGAAUCAAGUAGGAGGUAUUUAUCAAAAAGUUAUUUCAACUAUUUAUUACACCUUGAAGUUUUCUUCAUACCUUGUUAAUUGGAAAACAAUCCAACAUCAGCACAUGAAAAUCAAAAUAUUUUGCAUACGGGAUCUGGGUUGGUUUUGAUGAUAAUAUAAUUGUUGUCCUGUUUAUAUAUGGUCUUGGGCCGAUUGGAUCUCUCUGUAUGCCUACAGCUUUCUUAUAAAAAAAAAACGACAAAUUAAAUUAGGAACACUUAAAUAGUUAAAAACAAGUCUCGUAAAAGAAAAGAGAAAACAUCGGGGAAAGUUCGCAAUGACAAUUUUUGUGAAUCCAUAGCUAUGCGUUCAUUCAUGGUGGUAUAACCGGUCUCAAACAAGCAUCCAACCAUGAACGGGUGGCCUUGCUUGCUUUUGUGAAAUUUUACGGCCAAUGGCUUUUAUCUUUCCGACCUAAAUCCUCCUAUUGUCCAUCCUUGAUGAUUAUCUCGUAGAAUCAUUACUAACGUUUUCACGAAAUAAUCGAAAGUCCCCCAUGUAGAGAGGUUUUGCGAUGGCAACUUGAAGUGCAACAAUAGCUUUUUCGAUGUUAUGGCUUAUGCCUGAUGGUUCAGAUUGUUCUGUUCUCACCUUAAAAACAUAAUUCGCGCUUGCCAAUUGUCUUUUUAUUUGUUUGUCAACAGUGUUUACACGGUUUGAAGCAUCUUUUUAGUCGCAUUGAACCAUUAGACACAGCCAAAACCGGACCUAAAAACCGUGACUAAAACGCAAAACAAAUUACUUCAAAACUCCAAAAUAACAAUUUCCCAAAUGAGAUUCCUGUUGACAGAUACGUGAAAACCUGUCAGAGGUCUCUGGUUUUUUAGUGAUGUCAUUGUCUUAUUAGUUUAAUUAAACUAGAAUGAUAUCAUAAUUUAAGAGGCGUUUUAGUUUGGUGGGCAAGGAACUGAACCGAAGCAAAACUUGUGAAUUAUGUCAACAGUGGACUGGCGGUGCUGAUUCGCCAACACUCGCACAAACCAGUCGUCCGUUUAAGACACUCUUGAAAAUAGCCAUCUGAUUGGAUGGAUUCCCUCAAAUGUAUCGACUAGUGAUAAACGAAUUUAAUUUAUUAAUUAAAGCGAAAAACGGCAAUUAACCAGGUAAAUCCCUUUAGGAACAGGGCAUGUUUUCAAUCUUUCGCCUACACGGGUCAUUGUACUCCGUCAGCUGUCCGCCCGGGCUGGAAUCGCCCUCUACAACUGCGGUCUAAUUAGCACUCAAAAAUUAUCAUUUGGGCAUUUAAAAGCAGAUCUUUGCAAUCUCCGAUUUUCAUUCUAAGCUCCAAGAAGUAAAACAGGCGGGGACAAGUGGGAUUAAGGGCGGAACACGAGAGAAGGUGGCAAGAUACUUGACCCUUGAAAAGGCUUCGUAUGGUCCCUUCACAAAGCAAGGUCGAUACAAACACUUGGCCUGGAAGUCAACACUUGGCCUGAUUAUUCGCAUCGAAAUCAGACGCUAAGAGCUUGCAAACUAGACAUGAGUGCUCUCAAAGCAAGAACGCGUUUCAUGGGCUCGUACACAAUCGACGGUUUACUAGGACUAAAACCCGAACCCUCAACAAACCAUUCAAGCGAACAAGACCUCCUUGACAGCCAAACCAGCCCGUGCAGCGAACCUACUCCAGGUGCUAACGAGUUCCUGUCAACCCAAAGAAACCAAACUUCGCCUGUGCAGCUAACACGGAAUUCUGACGAUGAGAAAAGUGAUGAAGAGGCUGUUGAUUCGAACAACGAGCUCGAAGGAAAGGAUUCUACGGCCAAACGCAAACAACGACGGUACAGAACGACUUUCACAAGCUACCAGUUGGAAGAGUUGGAAAGAGCCUUUGCAAAGACCCACUAUCCGGAUGUGUUCACUCGCGAAGCCCUCGCGGUAAAAAUCGACCUCACAGAAGCGAGAGUUCAGGUGUGGUUUCAAAAUCGACGAGCGAAAUGGCGGAAGAGGGAAAAGGCUCAGGGCGUGCGAAUUCACGCUCCACUCGGGAUCAACAACCCGCUGGUCCCCCCUCCCCUUACGUCGUACUCUCCUGAUGCACUAAGCAAGGGCUUGGACAUGGGCUGGGGCGCGUUAUCCCGUGCUGGCGUGCAAGAGAUGCCAGCUUUCCCUACGUUAAGACUCCCGCUUCACCCCUUCGCAUCCACAGGAUUUGGGACACCUGCAUUUUACAACCCAAGCUCUUAUCAUCGUGAAUACUAUCCUGUGCUGGGACCGGCGAUUCUCUCCUCGCCACACUCUACGUAUACACCACAAAAAUUCAAGUUCUCCCCUGCUUCAAGCUCGAGCGAGUCGCCCCCACCCGGGGAGAUGGAGGGUGAUCGUAGAACUUCGAGUAUAGCGGCACUUAGACUUCGCGCCAAGGAACACUCAGCUUCUAUAAUAACGCCAAUGGCGUUUUCGAAAUAAAACAAGAAAAUCAAGCACCUUCACCAGACCAAGAAUACGCUAGUAAAGACUCUAGAGAAACGCAUUUAUUAUUCAUCAAAGCAACCAGCAACAUUGUACAAGGUGCACCAAAGGGUUCCGUUUUUGAGGUAUUUGUUCUCGAGUGGUCUCGCACGCUAACGAGAAUUACAUGGUUCGGCAAGACGAAGAGCGUCUCCCGGCAACACGCCGGCACCGUUUAACGUCUCGGGCCCAAAGGCCGAUCAACACCCGGUAUAUAAUUUAAUAAGCGAGUUUGUUUGCCUUGCUCGCCCCCUUGGCGCUUAUCAGGGAUUAAGGACAAACCUUGUGUCCCCGCGCGCCGAGUCGUCCGCUUGUCAGCAGCGCAGUGUGUUGGCGUCGGCACUUUUGUUUUGUGUUACAAUAAAUAUUAGUAAUAGGAUAGCGGGCCACAAGUGCGAAGCGGGAUUAUUCGCGAAUUAGGCGCAUUAGAAGAUCUAUCAAGGAGCUAAUUGGAGAAUCAAUUACUUGGGAGAAAUAACUCUAGAGGCUGACUUUAUAUCACUAAAAACGUUUGACAAAAAUGAUUUACUAGAAAUGUCUUGUAAUUUUGUACAUUUAGAAAAUAAAAUAACGAAACUUCA